CUGUAAAGUUUGCUGUCGUGUGAAGAGUGAACUCUAUUCUAAUUAUGAUUGUGUAAAAGUUUUCUGUGAUUAAAACUAGAAACUUAGUAUUAUAUUAAAUAAUAUUUAUGAUACAAUAUUAAUAUUUUCCUUUUAUAAGGAUUAAGAAUUAUAACUUCCUAGCUAGAUAAUUUAUUCUUCAAUAUGAAUGCUCCAAUAGCAGGUGCUUCGCAAUCGGCAUCAGUGCAGGAGUUCAAAAUCAGAGUGCCUAAAGACGGACAGAAGAAAUACCAUGUUAUGCGUUUCAAUGCAACUCUGAAUGUAGAUUUUGCUAAAUGGACACAUGUCAAAAUGGAACGAGAGAAUAACAUCAAGGAAUACAAGGGAAUAGAUGAAGAUAUGCCUAAAUACGGUGCAGGCUCAGAAUAUGGACGAGGAUUAAGAGAAGAAGCAAGAAGAAAGAAGUUUGGAAUUAUAUCUCGUAAAUAUAAACCAGAAGAUCAACCAUGGAUAUUAAAAGUGGGUGGGAAGACUGGGAAAAAGUUCAAAGGAAUUCGUGAAGGUGGUGUAUCGGAAAAUACUGCAUACUAUGUGUUUACUCAUGCAGCUGAUGGUGCAAUUGAUGCAUAUCCACUACAAGAAUGGUACAACUUCCAGCCAAUACAAAGGUACAAAGCUCUAUCAGCUGAAGAAGCUGAGCAGGAAUUUGGAAGACGCAACAAAGUAAUAAACUACUUCUCGUUGAUGUUCCGGAAACGCAUGCGGGGAGAUGACGCGCAAGAUGAAGAGGAUCCAGAUGAGAAGAAAACUAAAACUUCCAAAUCUAAAAAAGAAUUAAAAAUCUCCGAUAUGGAUGAAUGGAUAGACUCGGAUGAUGACUCUUCAGGCUCAGAAGCAGGUGACAAAGAGAAAGAAGAUAGUGAUUCCGGUACUAAGAAAAAACCCAAAAAAGGUGCUGUACCAAAAAAGAAGAAGAAAGUAGAAGAUGAGGCGUUCGAAGAGAGUGACGAUGGGGAUGAAGAAGGUCGAGAAAGAGAUUAUAUAUCAGACUCAUCUGAUAGUGAGUCAGAUCAUGAGACCAAAGCAAAUAAAGAACUGAAAGGCGUCGCCGAAGAAGAUGCCCUAAGAAAACUCCUUGGAUCUGACGAGGAUAGUGAAGAAGACGAAGAGCAGAAACAAGAGUCUGAACAAGAAGAUGAACAUACAAAGGAAGGUGAGGAGAGAGCCAGUAAACUCACCAAGAAGAAGAAGAAACCGGAUGAAAAGAAGGAAUCUGAAACAGAGUUCAGCUCAGACUCUGAUACAGACCCGGAGAGCACUUCAAACAGCAAGAAGCCCAAGAAGAGUAAAAGCCAUACGGAUAAAGCAAGUGCAGCGGGUAGCGCCAGUACGUCCCGCGCUGGUACCCCCGUGCCCAGCGCUGCUCAGGCGGCUGUGGCCGCUGCUAAUGCCAGUUCCGCUAACCAACCGCCAACUAAACGAGCUAAACUUGAUUCAACCUAUAGCGAAUGCGGCGUGACAGAAGAAGCAGUACGACGUUACUUAACUCGUAAACCAAUGACUACUACGGAACUUCUAACUAAAUUCAAGUCCAAACGCACCGGAGUCUCUAGCGAACGUUUGGUGGAGACUAUGACGCAGAUAUUGAAGAGAAUUAACCCUGUCAAACAGAAUAUUAACGGGAAAAUGUAUCUUAGCAUUAAGCCUACUUGAUUAAAUAAUUUGUUUGUUA
This is a messenger RNA of Pieris brassicae (large cabbage white), 1711 nucleotides long. It is a transcript of the gene TfIIFalpha, whose product is annotated as general transcription factor IIF subunit 1. Lineage: Eukaryota; Metazoa; Arthropoda; Insecta; Lepidoptera; Pieridae. Gene Ontology annotation, biological process: positive regulation of transcription elongation by RNA polymerase II; transcription initiation at RNA polymerase II promoter. The coding region runs from base 184 to 1692 and encodes 502 amino acids. The transcript has 13 exons. Gene Ontology annotation, cellular component: nucleus; transcription factor TFIIF complex. The record is from RefSeq and is a predicted model, not a curated record. Gene Ontology annotation, molecular function: TFIIF-class transcription factor complex binding; RNA polymerase II general transcription initiation factor activity; DNA binding.